AUGGCCCGCAGCUUCUCCGCUGCGCUCGAUGAAAUGUUCAAACUCGAAGGCGUUGGCGCCCUAGAACUGUCCCUGGAAAAGAAGAAAGACGAAGUGGACAGCAAGAAAUACCAACUCGACAACCUCGAGUCUCAACUGCGAGAGACUGAGCAACGCCUCAAGGAAAUGGAAGCCAAACACCGCCGACGAAGCCAGAUGCUCGGUACCAGUCGACGCUCCCCCAUCCAAGACGUCUUUUCUGAAGGGCCUGAAACAGAUGAAAGUGGCGAUAGCGACGCCCAAGGACGAUCAUCGCCUUCCGAUGGCGGCGGACGCCAAUAG
Molecule: messenger RNA, 321 nt
Organism: Cyphellophora europaea CBS 101466
Lineage: Eukaryota; Fungi; Ascomycota; Eurotiomycetes; Chaetothyriales; Cyphellophoraceae
Exons: 2
Coding region: 1-321 (106 amino acids)
Source: RefSeq, a predicted model, not a curated record